AAAAUGGAAAUCUUAAAACUGGCCCAGUCAAAGAGGAACAUUAUGAGUUUGAACAUGGACCUUGAAAAGGAUAUGCAGAAGAUAGAUGAAGCAAAUCAGGAACUUCUUCUCAAAAUCCAAGAAAAAGAAAAUGAAAUCCAGAGGCUGGAGAGGGAGACAACCCAGACUGGAGACCCUGCAGAAGAUGAGGAGUGGGAGAAGGAAAACUGUGUGGCAGUGGAAAGGGAAAAUGCCCUGCAGGAACUGGAGGAAGAAUCAGCCAGACUUGAAAGGAAGAAUGAGACUCUGCUCCACAGUAUAUCAGAACUUCAGAGAAAGAUUUCAAGGAAAUCACAAAAGAUAGCCAAGAGUGAACAAGGUGACCUGGACAUAACCCCGGAAGAGUCGAUGGUGAAGUUACAGCAGCUGGAAGCUUCCUGUGCAAGCCAGGAACAGGAGCUGGUCAAGGUAACGGAAGAUUACAUAUUUGUGUCCCAGCUCUGUGAAGAUCAGGCCCUCUGCAUCAAGAAGUACCAGGAAGCUCUGAAGAGAAUAGAAGAAGAACUAGAGACUGGAGUCCUAGAGAAAGAAGUAUCAAAAGUCUUAACAAUGGACUCUGUGAGAGAAAAAUGUAACAGACAAAAUAAAGAGUAUAAUUCUGUCCUCAGAAAGGCAACGUGGUUCAGUAAAAGGAUUUUUCGCUCUCUCUUUUUCACUACCCUGUUUUUCAUCAGACUGCUGGGAUACCUGAUUUUCCAUUUAAGCUUUAUAAAUCCUGACCUCCUUGUCAACACGCUGCCCAAGAUACUGAGCAGGGACAUCUUGUGGAAGCUCCACUGCUUCCUGUUUCCAUCUCUAACACUGCAGACAGAAGACAUGUUACCUCACUGA
Molecule: messenger RNA, 870 nt
Organism: Jaculus jaculus (lesser Egyptian jerboa)
Lineage: Eukaryota; Metazoa; Chordata; Mammalia; Rodentia; Dipodidae
Gene: Tmco5a
Product: transmembrane and coiled-coil domains 5A
Exons: 10
Coding region: 4-870 (288 amino acids)
Source: RefSeq, a predicted model, not a curated record